UUAGUUUUCCCGGAACAGAGUGGUGCUUAAUAUAAAAUCAGAAAUCCUCUCAUUUCCCAGCUGGUUUAACCAAAUCGCAACAGAAAUUCAGGCGAACUGACCGUGGAUCCGGCUGUGUGACCUUGGUUGGAGACGAGCUGGCCCAAGCUGCACAGCCCUUUUUUAGAAAGGUCUAGUUGGGAUCCCCAAAGCUAAACCAGAGUCUCUCUGUACACGAUGGAGGAGGAGUUGGGAACGUCCACCUUUUAUGCCUUCUUCUUCUUCUUCUUCUUAGCUAUUUGCAAAGUGAAACUGGUAGGCGGCUUGGGUAGAUCGGCCGGCUGCCAUCAUUCACACAGCUCGCUUUCUCCGUCAGCGCUUGUACCGGAGGUCUAGAGCGAUCACGAUAUGUAUCCGCAAGGCGGCAUGAAACAGGCAGCGGCGGCAGCAUCGUCUUCAUCCAAUCAAGAGUUUGGCUAUUAUACGGAGCCGGUGCUUGGCAUCCCUAGCACCCUGCAGGCAAGCGAAUAUGGUUACCGUUCUGACGGCGAUCUCCAAUCUCACAUAUUCCCCAGACGAUGGACGACAACCCUCUUCCAAUGCUGCACCGAUCCCUCUAACUGCGUAUUAACAUGCUUCUGCCCCUGUGUUACGUUCGGCCGGAUUGCGGAGAUAGUCGACAGGGGAAAAACUUCGUGCAUUGUGGGCGCUUGCCUGUAUGAAGCGAUGAAGUUGCUGACAUGUUGCGGCUGCCUCUACGCUGCCUUCUUCAGGGCGAAGCUGAGGGCCCAAUAUCGCCUGCCGGAGAAGCCCGCUGCUGAUUGGCUUGUCCACUGCAUCUGCGAGCCCUGCGCCCUCACCCAGGAGUACAGAGAGCUCCAGCGUCGGGGUUUCGACCCCUCCAUAGGUUGGCAGGCAAACUUGGAAAGAGAGAGGCUUCCGCCCACCAUGCCUCCUGUUGUGGUACCAGAGAUGAUGAGAUAGCAGCUUCAAAGUGGGCAAGCUACAUGUACGCAUGUGGAACCAAUAACAAUAUAGUUCUGGACUUCGACCCCUGAAGUUGUGGAAUGAGAAUCAAUACAAAGAAAUUGUGCUAUGGAGAAUGAAAGGGUUUAGCUUACUUGAUUGUAUUUCAGUUUCACUACUAUUUCCUGCUUGACCACUGUAUUAGUUCAAUCCUUAUACA
This is a messenger RNA of Nymphaea colorata (pocket water lily), 1165 nucleotides long. RefSeq names its product protein PLANT CADMIUM RESISTANCE 3-like. The coding region runs from base 388 to 963 and encodes 191 amino acids. Lineage: Eukaryota; Viridiplantae; Streptophyta; Magnoliopsida; Nymphaeales; Nymphaeaceae. The record is from RefSeq and is a predicted model, not a curated record. The transcript has 4 exons.